Messenger RNA from Mercurialis annua (annual mercury), 2521 nucleotides. RefSeq names its product condensin-2 complex subunit H2. Gene Ontology annotation, molecular function: chromatin binding. Bases 180 to 2183 code for a protein of 667 amino acids. Gene Ontology annotation, cellular component: condensin complex; nucleus. The transcript has 11 exons. Lineage: Eukaryota; Viridiplantae; Streptophyta; Magnoliopsida; Malpighiales; Euphorbiaceae. The record is from RefSeq and is a predicted model, not a curated record. Gene Ontology annotation, biological process: mitotic sister chromatid separation; meiotic chromosome condensation.
GGAAAAAUCAUGAUUUUUUUUGAACUUUUCAUCCGUCUCUUUCUUCCAAAAUUUCUCUCCAAUUUUCCAGUUAACCAAACAAACUUUAUCUCAUUCCCAUUUUGCCCCUCAAAUUCCAGACUUCCAAAUUUCGGAAUGAAACCCUUCAACAACACAAAUUCACAAUUAAACCCCCAAAUAUGACUAUUCAAGCAGUAGAAGAAGAACAGCCUCAAAAUAAAGUUCACAGAGUUCAAGCAGAGCGUGACCUAGAAGCUAAUUGGGAAGUUGAUCUUGCUAAAAAGCUUGAGGAUUACCUUUUAAAGAUUUGCUCCGGUGAAAUUACCUCCGAAAAUGAUAACGUCUCCGUCAAUUUUGCUGAAGCUGCUUUGCUAUUACAAGGUUCGGUUCAAGUUUACAGCAGGAAGGUCGAGUAUUUAUACAACUUGGUUUUACAUGCUUUGGACUUCCUUUCUCAAAAGAGACAAGAAGAGCAAUCGGAGAGUCCAUCAGUCCGGCCUGAGCAAAAUGGUAGCCGUGCAGCUUACUGUGAAGAAAAUGAUCAGUUUUGGGUCUCUGAUGAUGUCCCAGAGGAAGCAAGGAACAGCUUAGAUGUUUCGACUAGCAAAAAUGAUUCCUUCUAUCGCUUUGUGAAACCUCCGGCAAAUCUUGUUGUUCUAGAAGGUGAUUGCUUAGAUACUACUGGUGAUGCCGGGGAACUAGAAUCAUACCUGUUAGCCACCAAUGAUCUCUACAGGGAUUUUAUUCUUUUAGACCCAUGUGAUGCUGUAACAGUGAAUGGUUUUCUGGAAAAGGAUGAAAAUGGAAAAGGAAAAGCUAGUAAUUACCGGGGAAGCUCAGCCCGCAAAAGCUUUCUAUCCCCCUCAAGACGUUCUGGAGGAACUGCACGGAAGUCAACUGGAAAGAACCAGGAUGCAAAUCUCAACCAACCAGCUAUUGAUGAUUGUAAUUUCGGAGAUAAUAACUGUGAAGUGAUGAAUGAUUCUCCCGCCUGUGCUGGAUUUGACAUGGGUGAUGAUCAUUCUGAACCCUUGGACUCAGGAUGUUCAGAUGAUAAUGAAGAUGAUCCAUGGAAGCCUCUGAAUCCCCAUGAGCCUGGGAACUUAAAAGUGAAACCUUUCAAAAAAGUAAAAUCCUACAAAACACAAAAGGUAAAUUCGAUGAAACAGACCUCUAUAAAUACUAUGUUUCCACUUGCAAGGAUUCACGGUCCUAUCAGUCCUGAGCUCACAGAAAUAUGGGAAGCACGAUGUAACAAAUCUGAAAGAAAAGGAAACUUGGACUCCUUUCCUUUAUAUGAAAAGCUAAGGCAAUCCCUUUGCAAUGGAGGCUGUAACAACACUUUUGGUGAUGUUGAGGAUGACAAUGAAGGUAAUGGAUAUGACAGCGGGGGACUAGAUUUUUGUCAGCCUGAUGAUGAAAUGCCAGAAACAAUGUUUAUGGAUGAAGAGUUACCUCCACACCAUGGAAAGCAUGACCAUAGCUCAACUCUUGACCCCAAUGAAGCUUUUGAACAUGAAGAUCCAAGUUCCCAAGCAAGCCUAGAAGAUCUUUGUCGAUCUCACCUAGAUGCUCUUCUUGCUAACAUUGCUGAAACAGAGAACCAGACUGAAUUGGCUACUCGGGUUUCAUCAUGGAAACAGAAAAUUGAGCAAAAUUUGGAAGAGCAAGAUUCACGGCCUUCAUUUGAUAUUCAUGCCUAUGGUGAUAGAAUUCUUGAAAAAUUAUCACUGGAUGCAGAGAAUGAUAAUGUAAUGUCCUUUGCUGAUGUUGUGAAGGGUCAAGAGAAGCAUGAUAUUGCUCGAACAUUCUCUGCACUUCUUCAGCUGGUGAAUAAUGGGGAUGUUAAUUUGGAGAGGAGCGGAGUAGGUGGCGAAUCUGUCUGUUAUACAGCAGUGAAUCCUUUUCGUAUUAAGCUUCUUAAGCGUAACAAGAGAUGGAACGGCGUACAAAUUCAAUUGUCGAGAAAGAGAGUAAAAUCGCCAUUGAGGAGAGGAUGUAAUAAAGGCGCCGGAGAUAAUAAGCUUGGCAAAGAUGCAUCUCCAUCUGUUAAUUCACCGCAAUCGAGCUGUAAAUUUCCUGUAAAGAUUAGUAACGUUGGCGGAACAAGAUGCACUCCUGAAGGCAAGAAGAGGCGGAGUGCUCGAUUUGGUGAACCAGUAGACAUUCAUUCAUCAAGGUAACACAAACUCUCAUUUUCCUGCUCCGGCAGUUCAACUUUUGUGCUGAACCGCUCGGAGGGAAUUUAUUAUGUGAUUACAUUUUUUUCUUUUAUUUUUUUCUAUUUCUAGAUAUUAACAAUAUUAGAUACUUUUGUAGUAUUUAUGUUUAGAUGAGAAGGCCUUGUAGUAGCAUGAAGUAAUUUCAAGUGUAGCUAGAAUGAUCUGAUUGUCACUAAAUUGUAAUAUUAGUCCACUUGCUGCCAAUUUUUGCAGUGGUUCCUAAUUAGAGACGAUUACAAAUUGAGUGAAUUGUAUUGACUAGGCGAAGAAAAUUGCAGCAUUUUUUAGAUUUCAGAAUA